Penicillium canescens is the source of this 2052-nucleotide messenger RNA. Its product is annotated as peroxisomal copper amine oxidase. Bases 1 to 2052 code for a protein of 683 amino acids. The record is from RefSeq and is a predicted model, not a curated record. NCBI's taxonomy places the organism in Eukaryota, Fungi, Ascomycota, Eurotiomycetes, Eurotiales, Aspergillaceae. Gene Ontology annotation, molecular function: primary methylamine oxidase activity; copper ion binding; quinone binding. The transcript is spliced from 3 exons. Gene Ontology annotation, biological process: amine metabolic process.
AUGGUACUCGACAGAUUACAGCAACUGACCCAUCAGGUCAGCGCCACGGCGCCUGCCCCUCACCCACUUGAUCCUUUGUCUACAUCGGAGAUUGAUGCCGCUGUUGAUAUAAUCCGCAAGGAAUAUGGCUCCCUCAACUUCAAUGCCGUCACAUUGUACGAGCCCCGCAAAGCUCAAAUGAUGGCUUGGGUUGCGGAUCCCGAGAAGGCUCCCCGUCCUACCCGGGCUGCCGACGUUGUCGCCAUUGCACCUGGCGGCAAUGUUUAUGAUGGCCUUGUUGAUCUGGACCAGAAGAAGAUCAUUCAAUGGCAGCAUACGCCCAAUGUCCAGCCUCUGAUCACAAUGGAGGAUCUGCAGGAGGUUGAACACGUUGUACGCAAGGAUCCCAAGGUGAUUGAGCAGUGUGGAAUCAUUGGAAUUCCUAAGGAGGAUAUGCACAAAGUGUACUGUGACCCCUGGACUAUUGGGUAUGAUGAACGCUUCGGAACUGGUGUCCGACUGCAACAAGCUCUUAUGUACUACCGUCCUCAUCCAGAUGACUCCCAGUAUACCUACCCCUUGGACUUCUGUCCAAUCUACAACGCGGAGACCAAACAGAUCAUUCACAUCGAUGUGCCACCGGUACGGAGGCCCCUCAGCAAGGCACCACCAAACAACUACCACCCAGCUGCUAUCGAGAAGGAAGGCGGGUACCGAACUGACAUCAAGCCAAUCCACAUCACUCAGCCCGACGGCGUGUCGUUCCAGGUUAAGGGACGGACAAUUGAGUGGCAGAAUUGGAGCAUCCACGUCGGUUUCAACUACCGAGAAGGCAUUGUCCUGAAUAACAUCACAUUUAACGACAAGGGCAAUGUCCGACCCGUCUUCUGGCGUCUGUCCUUGGCAGAGAUGGUCGUACCAUACGGCAACCCCGAUCACCCCCACCAGCGUAAACACGCCUUCGACCUGGGUGAAUACGGUGGCGGAUACAUGACCAACAGCCUUUCCCUCGGAUGCGACUGCAAGGGCGCAAUCCACUACAUGGACGCGGCAUUUGUUAACCGCGCCGGUGCUAGCACGAUCAUCAAGAACGCCAUCUGCAUCCACGAAGAAGACGCCGGCAUUCUAUACAAGCAUACCGAUUUCCGGGACGAGUCUAUGAUUGUCACCCGUGGCCGCAAGUUGAUCAUCUCGCACAUCUUCACCGCGGCCAACUACGAGUACUGCGUGUACUGGAUCUUCCACCAGGACGGCACCGUCCAGCUCGAGGUCAAGCUGACUGGUAUCCUCAACACCUACGCCAUAAACCCCGGUGAAGACACCCACGGCUGGGGAACUGAGGUCUACCCUGGCGUAAAUGCUCAUAAUCACCAGCACUUAUUCUGUCUCCGUGUCGACCCGAACAUUGACGGACCAGACAACACCGUCUUCCAGGUAGAUGCUGUUCGCGGAGAGGGUGAAGUAGGCAGCGCUGAGAACAAAUACGGCAAUGCCUUCUAUGCCAAAAAGACAAAGUAUAACACCCCGCGCGAGUCAAUGUCCGAUUAUAACGGGUUCACCGGUCGUACCUGGGAAAUGGCCAACACCAACAAACUCAAUCCCCACAGCAAGAAGCCGGUGUGCUAUAAAUUGGUGAGCAGAGAGGUGCCUCCCUUGUUGCCCAAGGAGGGCGGACUUGUCUGGAAGCGAGCUGGUUUCGCGCGCCAUGCGGUCCACGUUACUAAAUACGACGAUGAACAAAUCCACCCAGCUGGUCGCCACGUGCCCCAAACCUCCGGCGAACCGUCGGAAGGUCUGCCAGCUUGGAUUGAAGCCGCCGGCCCUAACUGCUCUAUCGAUAACACGGAUGUCGUUCUCUGGCAUACUUUCGGUCUGACCCAUUUCCCCUCCCCGGAGGACUACCCUAUCAUGCCUGCUGAGCCUAUGACUCUGCUUCUUCGACCGCGUAACUUCUUCGACCGUAACCCUGUCCUCGAUGUGCCGCCUAGCUUUGCUCGUACCCCUACACAAGUGGCUGCUGGCACGAGCUCAUGUGGGUGCAAGAAGAGUGAUGGGUCUAGCGUGUUGGUUUGA